CUUUAAUCAUUUGUCAUUUUCGCUCCACUAAUCGCGGAAGUCUGGUGCAAGUUCGGAAUGGUGUUUGGUGGAAUUUUCUUUUCCUAAUUUUGCUCUUAGAAAGUUUAAAUUUUCGUGUAUCAACCGGAAGUGAUAUCUUUAUAACGUGCGCUUCCCACUGCCACUGCUUCUAGCUGCAGGCGUCAAGGAGUGCUUAAUUGUAUCCCCUUGAGGUUUACUAGCUGGGAGCGCUUUGGUUGAUUUGUUUUGGGCACUGACGUGACGACAAAAGUGACCUGCGUAAGUGAAGAACAAGUAAACCAAGAUGGUGAAGAGGAAAACUCAACCACUUAUCGAUUCGGACAGCAGUAGCGAUUCCGGAUCUGAUUCCGAUCUGGAUUCUGAACUGCUGACAUUGGCCAAAAAGAAAAAGACUUCCCGUCUGCCGUCUCACUCUCCGGGGAAGUCCUCUGGGUCGGAUUCGGACGAUGAUUCUGAACCGGAUGCUGCCGCGCAGCGGAAAAAACGUAACGCGAAACCAACUUCCUCUUCGGAGUCUGAAGCAGAGGAUGAUAAGGUGGAUUCAGAACCGGAUGAAGAAGAAGAGAAUGGUAAACAACCUGCCGUUGUUAGGAGCGCCCAAAAACAGAGUAAAGAUGACGAUGAGGAGGCAGAGAAAUCCGAACUUGAAGAGGGCCAGCUUACCUCUGACGAUGAAUCCGGAUCUGGUUCUGGUGACGAUAGUGAUGAUGAAAGUGGAAGUAGCAGCAGCAGUGGAGAUUCUGAAUUUGAUGACGGGUAUGAUGAUAAUCUGAUGGGUGACGAGGCAGAUCGUGCCAGACUGAACGCUCUUUCUGAAAAAGAACGAGAAACAGAAAUCUUUAAACGUAUCGAGCGACGUGAUGUGAUGAAAACUCGCUGGGAGAUUGAACGAAAAUUGAAGUUGGCCAAAAAAGCGGAGCGUGCAAAAGACAAGGAAUCACAGCCACCAAAAAAGAAGCGAAAGAAGGAUCGCAAGAAGAAGCUGGCACAACAGAAAGCGCUGGAAGAAAGAAAGAAGAAAAAGCUGCCAUCUCCUGAACCUGAAGUGGUAGCUGCUGCUCCUCCACAACUGCCGGUACAGCAGGUUAUUUCUGAACCUGAACCAGGCGAGGAAAGUCCUAUUUCUUCCCCAGAUAAAUCUAAGGAGUCUGAGUAUGCUUCCGGAGCGUCCGAUUACUUCGAUCCAAAGGAACGCUCCAAGGAGCGCAAAAAGAACGUCGAAGCUAAUCGUACCGACGAUAAACGAAGCAAUGCCAUGGCGAUGCUUAAGGCAAAACGUGAAGGCAAAGCUAAGCGAGAAGAAGAAGAGGCAAAGAGGGAAGCUCAGCGUAAGGCGGAAACGGAAGAUAAAGACGAACUAGAAGAUGUUCCUGGCGGCAAAUCGUCGCAAAAAUUAAAAGCCUCUGACAUCUAUUCAGACGAUUCCGGCAGUUCAAGUGAAGACGAAAAGAAGACUGGAGCUAGCGCACCAGCUGGUCAACGCUCACGUUCUGGCUCAAGCAGUGGAAGUGCCAGUGACAGUCGGUCUUCCUCAGAUAGUGAAACCGAAGGUGGUGAGGUGAAGGGAGAUAAGAAGAGUACUUCCAGUUCCGGUUCAUCAAGCAAGAAACCGGUUGCCAUCAGCACACGAGAUGAACUGAACAAACUUAGAAUUUCGCGGCAUAAAAUCGAACGUUUCAUCAAUCUACCGAUGUUUGAUCAGGUUGUGCUGAACUGUUUCGUGAGAAUUAACAUCGGUAAUAAUAAUGGAAGGCCGGUUUACCGGGUGGCGGAAAUCGUUGGAGUCGUCGAGACGGCCAAAAUUUAUCAGCUCGGUAAGGGGCGUACGAAUAAGGGCUUUCGCUUGAGGCAUGGUAGCCAAGAGCGUGUCUUCCGGUUGGAAUUCAUCUCUAACCAGGACUUUACGGACAGCGAGUAUCAGAAGUGGCUUAGCGUGUGUGAAGCCACUGGCACGGCGCUUCCCAACGUGGACAUGAUUGAUAAGAAGCAGCGGGAGAUCAAGGAUGCGGUAACCUACGAGUUUAAGGAUGCCGAUAUCGAUAAAAUUAUCGAGGAGAAAAAUAGAUUCCGUCCGCAUCCUACCAAUUAUGCCAUGAAGAAGACACUGCUGAUGAAGGAACGCGAUGCGGCACAGUUGCGCGGCGAAGACGAGCUGGCGCGGGACUUGAACAUACAAAUUCAGGAACUAGAAGAGCGGGCCAGCUCACUGGACAAGCGGCGCAGCAGCAGUAUUAGUUUAAUUUCUUAUAUCAACGAUCGAAAUCGCAAGCGCAAUGUGGAGGAUGCCGAAAGGGCAAUCAUGGAAGAGGUGCGUGCUUCUCGUGGUGUCAAGAUAGAAGAUCCGUUUACGCGUCGUCAAACGCAGCCACGGAUGUCAUUCAAAGCUUCCGAUAAACGAGAUGAAUUGCCGACCAUGCAGAUGCCGGCACCUCCGCCACCUGGCCAGAAAAAGAAAAUCGACGAAAAGAAGGCUUCGUCUAGUUCCGACAACAACCUGUACUCAUUGCAUGAUUUUGAAAUUGACUUGGAUGUUCCUUUGCCGAUUGGCUCAGUGAAUGUUCUUCCGAAGCCUGUGGAAAAGCCUGUCAAGGAGACUGGCCCAAAACGUUCACUCAAUCUGGAGGACUAUAAGAAAAAGCGGGGCUUAAUCUAGGAUUGGCAUGUAAUCAGUGGAAUUAGUUUUAGCGGUGUUAGCAACCGAAGUAAGUGCUACAUUUGAACUCUCGCCAAAUAGCAAUUACUGCAAGACAGGUACACGCUUCAAUACACACACAUGCCGACACAUUUUGAACAGACAGCAAAGUUUACUUAGUAUGGAUUGUGUGUAAAGUUAGGUCUCUGAGUCUGAAGUAACCUAAUAUGAACCUCAAUUUGGUAUUAAUUUAUUAGUUUUACAUUACUCCGUUCCAAAUUGUAUACAUAUUCGUGUGUGUAUAUUUUGCUUAGUCACUUCAGAAAAUUUGCCUACAAGCUCAAGUUCAAUUGGUUUACUUAGCAGUUCAAUCAAAGAAAUAGUUAUCGGUUUCCGUUAUACUCUACUAAAUUUUUUGGAAAUAAAUAUUGAAAUUCAGUCCGCAAAUAUAUAUUUCGACUGUGACGUACAGUCUUCCUCAGUGCUUAUGUGGACUGGUAAAGAGCAAAGCGUAAAUCCUGUUUUUUUAUUUGUAGUAGGUAAAAAUGAAAAUUUAGCACCCUUAAUUGGAGUUAGGUAGGGAAUUAUGCGGUCGAUUGUUUACCGUACCAUGUCUGGGGUUUUUGGGAAGCAGAUUGAAUAGCCAUGAGGGGUGAUUACCUGCGUCUUUAUUGAGAAGCGUGCAUGAGUGUUGUUUAUAAAUUUCUAAACUUUCAGCUACGUCUAAUUUCCAUAAAUUACACGCUUCUCAAUAAAGACGCAGGUAAUCACCCCUCAUGGCUAUUCAAUCUGCUUCCCAAAAAACCCAGACAUGGUACGGUAAACAAUCGACCGCAUAAUUCCCUACUUAACUCUAAUUAAGGGUGCUAAAUUUUCAUUUUUACCUACUACAAAUAAAAAAACAGGAUUUACGCUUUGCUCUUUACCAGUCCACAUAAGCACUGAGGAAGACUGUACGUCACAGUCGAAAUAUAUAUUUGCGGACUGAAUUUCAAUAUUUAUUUCCAAAAAAUUUAGUAGAGUAUAACGGAAACCGAUAACUAUUUCUUUGAUUGAUCUCAAUCACUCUGCUAAGACGCUCGUUAUAGAUUUUCUAUACUUAGCAGUUGCUUAUGUUAAGUAAUAGCAAAUAAUCACAAACUGUAGCUUCAGUGUUUUCGAACACUAUAACACUAGUUUACAAUUCAACACCACACCAGCCAGGUUGAGUAGGCAGACGCAAAAGGGUUAGCCGACCGCAUUAUGUAAACAUAAUUUGUCCUUCUAAUUUUAUUUAUUUGUAUCAUCCUCUUUUACGAUGUCGAUGAUUGAUAGGUAUGUAGCAUAAUCCCAUGAAUGCUGUAAACAGUUUUAAAUGCAUUGUCAGGAAGAUCUUACUGAACGAAGAAAUAAAAGAAUUUGUUUAAAUUCAAAGCUAAA
Wyeomyia smithii (pitcher-plant mosquito) is the source of this 4072-nucleotide messenger RNA. It is a transcript of the gene Rtf1, whose product is annotated as RNA polymerase-associated protein Rtf1. Lineage: Eukaryota; Metazoa; Arthropoda; Insecta; Diptera; Culicidae. The record is from RefSeq and is a predicted model, not a curated record. Gene Ontology annotation, cellular component: Cdc73/Paf1 complex. Gene Ontology annotation, molecular function: RNA polymerase II C-terminal domain phosphoserine binding; DNA binding. The transcript is spliced from 5 exons. The coding region runs from base 305 to 2674 and encodes 789 amino acids.